AUGUCUCUUGGCCCAUGCCUCGAUGCCAGGAGACGGCUCCAGAUGAACGACCUCACCACCUACAACUUGGAAUUGGCGGCGGCCGCACGAAGUUCGCAGUGGACCACGGUUUUGGCUCUCCUCGCUGAGGCGGAAAGCACGCGAGUGCAAGGAGACCUGGUAUCUUUCAACACGGCCAUUUCCUGCCUCAGCCGCACCCGGCGCUGGGAACUCGCCCUGCACCUCUUCGCAGGUUUGCAGAAGUGGAGAAUGGA
Symbiodinium sp. CCMP2456 is the source of this 254-nucleotide messenger RNA. The record is from the annotation of a GenBank genome assembly. NCBI's taxonomy places the organism in Eukaryota, Dinophyceae, Suessiales, Symbiodiniaceae.